This is a messenger RNA of Sander lucioperca (pikeperch), 1141 nucleotides long. Lineage: Eukaryota; Metazoa; Chordata; Actinopteri; Perciformes; Percidae. The record is from the annotation of a RefSeq genome assembly.
AUGGCAAGCCUCCGAAAAACUCACCCCCUACUAAAAAUUGCAAACAACGCACUAGUUGACCUACCCGCCCCCUCUAAUAUUUCAGUAUGAUGAAACUUUGGUUCCCUGCUCGGCCUCUGUUUAAUCACCCAAAUCCUUACAGGGCUCUUCUUAGCCAUACACUACACCGCUGACAUUGCUACCGCCUUUUCAUCAGUAGCCCACAUUUGCCGAGACGUAAAUUAUGGCUGACUCAUUCGAAAUAUUCAUGCCAAUGGUGCAUCUUUCUUUUUUAUCUGCAUUUACUUACACAUUGGCCGAGGCCUAUAUUAUGGCUCCUACCUCUACAAAGAAACAUGAAAUAUUGGAGUUAUCCUACUUCUUUUAGUUAUAAUAACCGCUUUUGUCGGAUAUGUCCUACCCUGAGGACAAAUAUCAUUCUGAGGUGCCACCGUCAUUACUAACCUCCUAUCUGCUGUGCCUUAUGUAGGUAAUACUCUUGUACAAUGAAUCUGAGGGGGUUUCUCAGUAGACAACGCCACCCUCACUCGAUUCUUUGCCUUCCACUUCCUCUUUCCUUUUGUCAUUGCAGGAGCUACUCUAAUCCACCUGCUAUUUCUUCAUGAGACAGGAUCCAACAACCCCCUUGGCUUAAACUCCGACGCCGAUAAAAUCUCCUUCCACCCCUACUUUUCCUACAAAGACCUCCUAGGCUUCGCAGUACUCCUGAUUGCCCUAACAGCCCUUGCCCUCUUCUCCCCCAACCUCUUAGGGGAUCCAGAUAACUUCACCCCCGCUAACCCCCUAGUCACACCCCCACACAUCAAGCCUGAAUGAUAUUUCCUGUUUGCAUACGCAAUUCUUCGCUCCAUCCCUAACAAACUAGGCGGAGUCCUAGCCCUGCUAGCCUCAAUCCUUGUUCUUAUAGUGGUCCCUAUCCUUCAUACUUCUAAACAACGAGGUGUCACAUUCCGACCACUCUCCCAAUUCCUCUUUUGAACCUUAAUUGCAGAUGUUGCCAUUCUUACCUGAAUUGGAGGAAUGCCAGUUGAACACCCCUUUAUUAUCAUUGGUCAAAUUGCAUCUUUCUUAUACUUCUUCCUAUUCCUUGUACUCACCCCAUUAGCAGGAUGGGUUGAAAACAAGGCUCUCGGAUGAUCCU